AGCUGUUCCACUGCGUUUCAUCUCCCAUGAAGCGAUACCACGCUUGCGAAUUGAGGAAAUCGCAAAAGGCAGGAAAAGAGAAAAAGACGCAGGUCUUCGUCAUUCCGCAAAACCCUAAAUCCUCAUUCAUUAAACCAAAUUCCUUGCUUGCUUGAUGGGGCGUCCUAAAGAGUGUAAAAGCAAAAAGCAAAAAGGGGAAAAGAGAAAAGCCGUCGGUGUUCUCUUUUCUUUAACUGAAAUGCAGCCACUUCCGUCUUCGAUCCUGGUCCCAUUCAUAUCUCUGCUGUUUGUCGUCGGCAGCUUAGUCGCAGAGAAGCAGGCGGAGAGGCUGAUUGGCUUCACGAAUGGCGAGCACCAGUGGAAGCAGGACAUCCGGGGAGGGCGGGUUGGAGAAGACGCUGACGAGGAAGAUGACGCGGUUGUCAACGAUGCUCGAUGGCGGAGAGGAGGAGCCGACUGCGGACAGCGAGCUGGUUCCGUCAUCCCUUGGUUCGAUUGUUCCCAUUCUCCGCGUUGCUAACGAGAUCGAACGGAUGAACCAGAGAGUCGCUUACCUAUGUCGAUUUCAUGCAUUUGAGAAGGCUCACAAAUUGGAUCCCACUUCAAGUGGUCGUGGUGUACGUCAAUUCAAGACCUAUCUUCUACAUAGGCUUGAAAAGGAGGAGGCAGAAACAAAACCACAACUUGCUAGAAGUGAUCCAAGAGAAAUCCAAAAGUUCUACCAGUGGUACUAUGAGAAUUAUGUCAAAGAGGGACCCACAAGAAGAAAACCUGAGGAGAUGGCCAAGCAUUAUCAGAUUGCAUCAGUAUUAUAUGAUGUCUUGAAACUUGUUGUACCCUCUGAUAGAGUAGAUGAUGAGAUUAAUAGGUAUGCUCGGGAAGUUGAGAGGAAAAAAGUUCAUUUUACUCAUUAUAACAUUCUUCCUCUUCAUGCCUCUGGUGCUGCCUCCCCAAUCAUGCAACUUCCAGAGAUAAGAGCAGCAGUCCAUGCUCUGCAGAAUGUGGAUGGUCUUCCAAUGCCUAGAUUAAAUUCAUCAGAGAAUGUGCCACUGAAAGUUGAUGGAUCUUUGAUACCUGAGGAUGGGAAUAGAUCUGUCAAAGAUUUGCUUGAUUGGCUUCUACUUGUCUUCGGGUUUCAGAAAGGGAAUGUGGAUAAUCAAAGGGAGCACUUGAUUUUGUUGCUUGCAAACAUUGACAUAAGAAAUAAAAGCCAUGAAGAUUAUUCUCUGUUGGAUAGUGGUACAGUGAGGUAUUUGUUGGAAAAAAUAUCUAAGAACUAUCAGUCUUGGUGUGCUUAUUUACAUCUCGAGUCAAACUUAAAGUUCCCAGCUCAUGCCGCAACACAACAGUUGGAGCUUCUUUAUAUUGGACUCUAUCUAUUGAUAUGGGGUGAAUCCUCAAAUAUUCGCUUUAUGCCUGAAUGCAUAUGUUAUAUAUUCCAUAAUAUGGCAAAUGAGCUGCGAGCAAUCUUAUUUGGCAAUGUUCAUUCGGCUAGUGGGGGGUAUUUUAAACCUGCAUAUCAAGGGGAAGAAUCAUUUUUGAAGGAGGUUGUAACUCCCAUCUAUUUGGUCAUGCGCAAGGAAGCUCUAAGAAAUAAAGGGGGUACAAGUAGCCAUUCCAAAUGGAGAAACUAUGAUGAUUUAAAUGAAUAUUUUUGGUCAAAAGAAUGUUUUAAAAUAGGUUGGCCUCUGAAUCAUAAUGCAGAUUUUUUUGUAGAAGAGACACAUCGCAAAACUGAGCACGUUGACCAAGUUGCUGGGAGAAGAAAGGCUAAAAUAAAUUUUGUGGAAGUUCGCACAUUUUGGCAUCUAUUUAGAAGUUUUGAUCGUAUGUGGACAUUCUUCAUAUUGGCGUUUCAGGCCAUGCUGAUCAUUGCUUGGAGCCCUUCAGGCUCUGUUACUGCUUUCUUUGACCCGGAUGUGUUUAAAAGUGUAUUAAGUAUUUUUCUUACUGCAGCAUUACUCAAUUUCCUCCAAGCUGCCUUGGAUAUUGUUCUUAGUUGGAAGGCUUGGGGAUGCAUGCAAUACACACAAAUAGUUCGGUACCUCCUGAAAUUUGUAAUAGCAACUGCAUGGGUUAUAAUUCUUCCAAUAAGCUACUCUAGUUCUGUACAGAACCCCACAGGACUGAUAAAAUUUUUUAGUAAUUGGGCCAGCAAUUGGCAAGGACAGCCGCUUUUUAACUUUGCUGUUGUUAUUUAUAUGAUACCGAACAUUUUGGCUGCCUUGCUAUUUAUGGUUCCACCUCUUCGGAGAGUCAUGGAGCGUUCUAAUUGGCGUGUAAUCACUUUUCUUUUGUGGUGGGCUCAGCCCAAGCUAUAUGUAGGAAGAGGCAUGCAUGAGGACUUGUUCACACUUCUCAAGUACACUCUCUUUUGGAUUCUACUGCUCAUAAGCAAGCUUGCCUUCAGUUACUAUGUUGAGAUAUACCCUCUGGUUGAGCCAACCAAGUUGAUAAUGAGUGUUGGAGUUGGAUCCUAUGAAUGGCAUGAAUUCUUCCCGAAUUUGCAGUAUAACAUUGGUGUUGUGAUAGCAAUGUGGGCACCGAUUGUUUUGGUAUACUUCAUGGAUACCCAGAUAUGGUAUGCCAUAUUCUCCACUAUAUUUGGAGGCAUUAAUGGAGCUUUCAGCCACCUUGGUGAGAUCCGAACACUUGGAAUGUUAAGGUCAAGAUUUGAGUCAGUGCCAAUAUUCUUUGCUUCACGGCUUAUACCUUUCUCUAGGGAGGAGGAAUCAAUAAGAAGUCAGGAGUCGGAAAGAAGGAACAUAGACAGAUUUGCUCAUGUGUGGAAUGCUUUCAUUAAAUCUUUAAGAGAAGAAGAUCUGAUAAGCAAUAAUGAGCAACUUCUGCUAUUGGUUCCAUAUUCCUCUGGUGAUGUAACUGUUGUCCAGUGGCCUCCUUUUCUUCUUGCUAGUAAGAUACCAAUAGCACUUGACAUGGCCAAAGAUUUCAAGAAAAAAGGUGAAGCCGAGCUAUUUAAGAAGAUAAAAUAUGAUAACUACAUGCAUUCAGCUGUCAUAGAAUGCUAUGAAACAUUGAGGGAUAUACUUUAUAGUCUUUUGGUUGAUGAGGAAGAUAAACAAGUUAUUAGACGCAUAUGCCAUGCCGUUGAUACUAGCAUACAACAGAGGGAAUUUCUGAACAACUUCCGGAUGAGUGAAUUGCCUCCGCUCAGCAGUAAAUUGGAGAAGCUGCUGAAUCUUUUGAAAGGUGAGCAUGAAGAUCUUGAUGCUUCUAAGACACAAAUAAUAAAUGUUCUACAGGAUAUUAUUGAGAUCAUGACACAGGAUGUCAUAAUUAGUGGACAAGGGAUCUUAGAAAGAUCUGAAGGAGGGACAAAUGAAGAAAAACCAAAGUUUUCUAAUCUUAAAUUUGAACUUAUGCUAAACGGUUCGUGGAUGGCGAAGGUUGUUCGGCUUCACUUACUUCUUACUGUCAAAGAAUCAGCAAUUAAUGUACCCACAAAUUUGGAUGCUCGGCGACGCAUUACUUUUUUCGCGAACUCAUUGUUCAUGAAUAUGCCAAGUGCUCCCAAAGUUCGUAAUAUGUUGUCUUUCAGUGUAUUGACGCCAUAUUACAAAGAAGAUGUUCUUUAUUCUGAGGAGGAACUUAAAAAAGAGAAUGAGGAUGGAAUAUCAAUUUUGUUUUACUUAGAGAGAAUAUAUCCAGAUGAAUGGAGAAAUUUCCUGGAGAGAAUGAGUAUCAAAAGGGAUGAAACUUAUGAGGAAAAGCUCAAGGAACAUAUGGAUGAUGUACGUAGGUGGGCAUCUUAUAGAGGCCAGACACUUUCUAGAACAGUGAGAGGAAUGAUGUACUACAGGGAUGCGCUUGUGCUGCAAUGCUUUUUGGACAUGCCAGAGGAUCAGGAUAGUUUGAUUCCCUAUAGAGCAACAAACCCAGUACAACAGUAUCAGGAUGAGAUGGCCUAUGGUGCAAAAGCUCAAGCUAUUACUGAUAUGAAGUAUACUUACGUUGUUUCAUGCCAGGUCUAUGGGAUGCAGAAAAAAUCGGGUGAAGCGAGAGAUAAAAGUUGCUACCAGAAUAUACUAAACCUUAUGCUAAAGUAUCCACAGUUACGAGUUGCCUACAUAGAUGAAAGAGAAGAGACAGUUGGUGGGAAAUCAGACAAAUUCUAUUAUUCUGUUCUUGUUAAAGGAGGUGACAAAUUGGAUGAGGAAAUUUAUCGCAUCAAACUUCCUGGAAGGCCAAAUGAUAUAGGUGAAGGGAAGCCUGAAAAUCAAAACCAUGCAAUAAUUUUCACCCGAGGGGAAGCACUUCAAACCAUCGACAUGAAUCAGGAUAACUAUCUCGAAGAGGCUUUCAAGAUUAGAAAUGUUUUAGAGGAAUUUUUUAAAUCUCGCCAUGGGCAACGUCGGCCAACAAUAGUGGGGCUUCGUGAACAUAUAUUCACCGGAAGCGUCUCUUCUCUUGCUUGGUUCAUGUCCAACCAGGAAACUAGUUUUGUAACUAUUGGGCAAAGAAUUUUGGCUAACCCUCUAAAGGUGCGGUUCCAUUAUGGUCAUCCUGAUGUCUUUGAUAGAAUAUUUCACCUCACGAGAGGUGGCGUAAGCAAGGCUUCUAAGACCAUUAAUUUAAGUGAGGAUAUAUUUUCCGGUUUCAACUCAACUUUGCGUGGAGGAAAUGUUGUGCACAAAGAAUAUAUGCAGGUGGGCAAGGGACGUGAUGUUGGCAUGAAUCAAAUUUCACUUUUUGAGGCAAAAGUUGCGAAUGGGAAUGGAGAGCAAACACUAAGUCGUGAUGUUUAUCGUUUGGGUCGGAGAUUCGAUUUUUAUAGAAUGCUAUCUUUCUACUUCACAACAGUUGGCUUCUACUUCAGUAGCAUGGUGACCGUACUUACUGUGUAUGUGUUCUUAUAUGGAAGAUUAUAUUUUGUAAUGAGUGGCUUAGAGAAGUCAAUUCUGGAGAAUCCUACUAUUGUGCAGGACAUCAAGCCUCUUGAAAGUACCCUUGCUUCUCAAUCUGUUUUUCAGCUAGGUCUGUUAAUGGUUCUGCCUAUGGUAAUGGAAGUUGGCUUGGAGAAAGGAUUUCGCACAGCUCUUGGUGAAUUUAUCAUAAUGCAGUUGCAGCUUGCUUCAGUUUUCUUCACUUUCCAACUUGGCACUAAAGCCCACUACUAUGGGAGAACCAUAUUACACGGUGGUGCCAAAUAUAGAGCAACUGGUCGUGGAUUUGUGGUAUUUCAUGCGAAGUUCGCCGACAACUAUCGUCUGUACUCUCGGAGUCACUUCGUUAAGGGCUUAGAGCUGAUGAUGUUGUUAGUUGUGUAUAAAGUCUAUGGGCAGACAUACCGAAGCUCCACUGUCUACCUUUUUGUUACAUUUUCCAUGUGGUUCUUGGUCUGUUCAUGGUUAUUUGCACCUUUUAUCUUUAAUCCUUCUGGUUUUGAGUGGGAAAAGACUGUAAAUGACUGGACUGAUUGGAAGAAAUGGAUGGGAAAUCGCGGGGGGAUCGGGAUAGCAGAAGAUAGAAGCUGGGAAUCUUGGUGGGCAAAUGAACAAGAACAUCUUAAAUAUACAAGUAUUCGCGGAAUGGUCCUGGAAAUCAUCCUUGCUUUACGCUUCUUGAUCUAUCAAUACGGCAUUGUCUAUCAUCUUGAUAUCGCCCAUCAUAGCAGAAGCAUUUUGGUAUAUGCACUAUCAUGGCUGGUUAUGUUGACUGUUCUGUUAGUUUUGAAGAUGGUUUCCAUGGGAAGGAGGAGAUUUGGCACAGAUUUUCAGCUCAUGUUCCGAAUUCUCAAGGGGCUUCUGUUCCUUGGGUUUGUGUCUGUCAUGACUGUCCUAUUUGUAGUUUGUGGCCUCACCAUAACUGAUGUUUUUGCCAGCAUAUUGGGUUUCAUGCCAACCGGAUGGUCCAUUAUUCUGAUUGGUCAAAUGCUGAGGCCGAUGAUGAAGAAGCUAGGAUUCUGGGAUUCAAUCAAGGAAUUGGGAAGGGCAUAUGAAUACGUAAUGGGACUGAUCAUAUUGAUACCUGUUGCUGUUCUGUCUUGGUUUUCAUUCGUCUCAGAGUUUCAGACUCGCUUACUUUUCAAUCAGGCAUUUAGCAGAGGACUGCAAAUCUCCAGAAUUCUUGCAGGGCGGAAGGACAGCAAUGCAAGUGCCAUCUGAGUUUUCCUUUUGUAGAACUUUCCUACUAAUUCCAAAAGACCACUUAGCGUGGUAAGAAUGCUAUUAGCAACUAAAAUUAAACGAUUAUGUUAAUGAUUAUUUAUUUAUUUAUUUAAUGAUAAGAUUCCUGUAUUAUCUUUGUUAAUGAACGUGAUUCCUGCAAUGUA
Dendrobium catenatum is the source of this 6292-nucleotide messenger RNA. Its product is annotated as callose synthase 7. The coding region runs from base 345 to 6125 and encodes 1926 amino acids. NCBI's taxonomy places the organism in Eukaryota, Viridiplantae, Streptophyta, Magnoliopsida, Asparagales, Orchidaceae. The record is from RefSeq and is a predicted model, not a curated record. The transcript has 42 exons. Gene Ontology annotation, cellular component: 1,3-beta-D-glucan synthase complex; plasma membrane. Gene Ontology annotation, biological process: (1->3)-beta-D-glucan biosynthetic process. Gene Ontology annotation, molecular function: 1,3-beta-D-glucan synthase activity.